This is a messenger RNA of Kalmanozyma brasiliensis GHG001, 1416 nucleotides long. Its product is annotated as Major facilitator superfamily. Gene Ontology annotation, biological process: transmembrane transport. Lineage: Eukaryota; Fungi; Basidiomycota; Ustilaginomycetes; Ustilaginales. Gene Ontology annotation, molecular function: transmembrane transporter activity. Bases 1 to 1416 code for a protein of 471 amino acids. The record is from RefSeq and is a predicted model, not a curated record. The transcript is spliced from 4 exons.
AUGGGUCGCUUCAAGCCUGAGGGCGCUGCUGCUCAGCGCGCCGUUACCGCUGACACGCUCAGCAAGAGCCAGGUCUACUUCAGCUUCGCUCUCGUUUCGUCGCUCUUCUUCGUCUGGGGUCUCUCGUACGGUCUCCUCGACUCGCUCAACAAGACCUUCCAGGACUCGCUCCACCUCACCAAGGCUCAAUCCACGGGUCUCCAGGCCUGCUACUUCGGCGCUUACCUCAUCAACGGUCCCAUCAGCGGUCCUCUCGCUGCUCGCUAUGGUUACCGCUUCUCCAUCCACGGUGGUCUCGGUCUCUUCUCUCUCGGCGCUAUCAUGUUCUGGCCGUGUGCGAAGACCUACUCGUACCCUGGUUUCCUUGCUUGCACCUUCGUCACCGCUUCUGGUCUCGCUUGGCUCGAGAUGGCUGCCAACUCGUACAUCACCGUCCUUGGUCCUCCUGAGAACGCCGCUUUCCGUCUCGUCUUCGCCCAGUGCUGGAACGGUGUCGCCAGUGUCCUCGGUCCCAUCAUCGCUGGUCGUACUUUCCUCAAGACUGGCUACUCUCACACCCUCAACCACCUUCAAUGGGUUUACCUCGGAAUUAGUGCCUUCGGAUGCAUCAUCAACCUCCUCUUUUUCAUCGCCAAGCUUCCUGAGGUCAAGCAAGAGGUUGCCUCCGCCAUCGAGCACAAGCCCGUUUCCAUCUGGACUCAGCCACACCUGAUCUUUGGUGCCAUCGCCGAGUUCUUCUACGUCGGUUCGCAGGUCGCCGUUGCCUCGCUUACCAUCAACUACUACGUCGAGCAGCCGGGUCUCAACAUCACCGUUACUCGUGCGGCUGAUCUGUUCUCGGUAACGCUUGCCGUGUUCACGAUUGCCCGAUUCAUGGGUGUGCCGGUUCUCGCCAAGGUGGAUGCUGCUCUGGUGCUGGGUAUCUGCGGUAUCGGAUGCAUCGUCACGUCGAUUCUGACUGCCGUUGUUCCUGGUGCUGGUGGUAUCGCCUGCCUGAUGCUCAUCUUCUUCUUCGAGUCGGUGUGCUACCCGAUCAUCUUUACACUGGCCACGUCGAACUUGGGUGCCAACCAGAAGCUCGGUUCGGCCCUCGUCGCCGCUGGUGUUUCGGGUGGUGCUUGGAUGCCCAGUGUCCAGGCCGUCGUCGCCGAUGCCAAGAGCACCCAGACCUCGUUCUUCGUCCCCAUCUCGGGCUUCGCCGUCGUCGCCGCCUACGGCUUCUACAUGCACAUGCGCGGCUGCAAGCAGCAGGGCUACUGGAGCUGGAGGAAGCUCGACAAGGAGACCACCAUGAACCUCACCGCCGCUGCCCACCACGACGUCGAACACAGCACCGACGACGUCGCCGGCUCCGACAAGGACAUCAAGGUCGGCCAGUCCAGCCCCACUUACCCCGUCGUCUCGUACCAGCACUAG